AUGGAAGAUUCAUCAUCAGAGGUAUUGGAUGAACACAGCACAUAUGAUGACGUUCGACUCACAGCCGAUCAAGAGAAAUUCUUGGCCAUUCUACCGAUACCGAGUGCUUUGCUCAGUGUCUUUGGAUCUUCUGUCAUCAUCAUGAUGGUCGUUCAAUCUUACAAAAAGAAAAAGUGGACUCCUUACACGCGGCUCUUGGUUCUAAUGAGUUUGUUUGAUAUUCAAGGAAGCCUCACCUUUGCCGCUGGCACUUUCUUACGGCCUCGUGAGACGUCCACCAAACUAUGGGCGCUUGGAGAUGAUGCCACUUGUGUCACAAUAGGUUUUCUCCAUACGAUUGGGUUUUCCUCCUUUUUCUUUCAAGGCAUGCUUUCGUGUUACUUUGUUUUGAGGACAAAGUUUGGAUUCACGGACGACCGUAUAGCAAAACAAGUGGAACCCAUCAUGCACGUCAUUGCCAUUGGGUAUCCACUGUUAAGUGCGAUCAUGGGGGUAUCGCUAAACUUGUUUGGUGAACUUGGGUCUGGACUUGGUUGCUGGGUAACGGACUAUGGAGCAUAUUCGUGGUUCGUGUAUGCGAUACCCACCUUUUGCGCGAUUCUCUGUCUCACGGGCAAUUCCAUUGUGCUCUUUCGAUUCAUUUGGGAACACACGCGGAGAUUGACGACGAGUGGAAGUCUGCUGACGGAUUCCACCCGCACCUGUGGCAAGUCGGACAGGUUCAAGGUUUCGGAACGUACUGGGAGCACGCAGAAAAAUGCCAGUCAAUUCAUGAGUACCUCCGAGAAUCAGCAAUUGGAUUCUAUUAGUGAUGACGACGACGAGGAUGAGGAAGAUUCCUUUCGCGACGUGGACAAGUACGAAAAUACAGAAGUAACGAGACAGAGACGGAGAAUGAAACUCCUUGGAUCACAAGCACUCUUGUUUGUGAUUUCGUAUUUCAUAUGCAACCUUUGGACGGGCAUCAUGCUGUUGCAAGAGUCACAAGCCCACACGGACGAAGAAAAGCACGCCAUGAUGGUCAAGUACUAUUCCAUUGCGAUGUUGCAAGCUUUCUUUCACCCGCUUCAGGGAUUUUGCAAUAUGAUGGUCUAUGUCCGACCCAAAUACUUGACCUUUCGGUAUGGAUUGCCGGACGAAAGUCGGUUUUCCGUGGCCAAAUUGGCCGUCUUUGGAGAAGAUGCGGAAAAUCGCAAUGAUGAUACGCCUUCACCAUCUCGUCAAACAGCUCGAAGAAAAAUCGAAGCACCUACUACAAUGAUGGUCAACACCAACAAGGAAUCUUCGCCAAGACGAAACAACAAGCGCGAGCUAUCCGAUACGGAGGUGACAGGAGGUGGUCAUAACAAGGGUAGCACUAGUAUCCCAUCCUCGGCUAAUCCGCUUCCAAGGAAUAUGAUCUCAUCCCUGACUCUUGAGGAUCUGGAAGCUGUAGGAGAAGAAAAGGAUUCUAGAUGGGGAAAGAAAGAUGCUGAAAUUAUGGAUACCAAACCACGACGAUCCGAUACUCGAUUUCAAUCCAGCUUGCGAUCAUCGUUUCAAUUGGAAGUCAUCAGUGAAUUGUCCGUAUCCAUCUUUGAAUCAGUCGGAGCUCCAGAUGAGACGGAUGGUGAUGAUUUGGAAGCCAUUGUGGAACCGGCCAGUCCCAACCGACCACAGGAAUGUCGAUGGGGAACAAACACCACAGGCAGACGACUCUCCGAUGUGUCACCCACACUGGCCAUGGGAUUGGACAUGUCGGACCGAACACAACAAGCGUCCAAUCGAUUCGAGGCACAACAGCGCCGGGGUUCCAUUGAUGCUCCAGUACUGGCACCCUCCCGCAAUUGGAGUGAGCAGGAACUACCUUCCGACAGCGAUGAUGUGUCAACGAUCUCAUCCUUUGAAAGGCCCGUGGAAUUGGACAUGUCCGUUCGAACCACGCAAGCGUCCAAUCGAUUUGAGGCACAACGCAGGAAUUCCCUUGAUGCUCCAGUCUUGGCACCCGCCCGCAAGAGGAGCGAGCUGGAACUGCCUUCCGACAGCGAUGAUGUGUCCAUGGUGUCCGAUGAUAAUCGAUCGGUCGACAUCCCCAUUCGACCACCCACGCGGAGACUGAGUCCAACUCCGGCCGUAUCCUGUUGA
Cylindrotheca closterium is the source of this 2124-nucleotide messenger RNA. The record is from the annotation of a GenBank genome assembly. NCBI's taxonomy places the organism in Eukaryota, Bacillariophyta, Bacillariophyceae, Bacillariales, Bacillariaceae.